UAAAUAAACGAUGCUCGCGACAACGUAAACUGCACGUCGGCAGGGAAGCAUUAAGGGUCAACUCUAAAGGCUUCUCAAAAAUGGCACAAGUGAACGUGUGGGUGAAGCGACUGCUCAUCAUUUUCAACUCCGUGUUUGCGGUCGCUGGAUGUCUGGUCUUCCUGAUGGGCGUAAUUGGCAAAAAAUAUGUGCAUGAGGUGGAUCGGGAAGAACAAUAUGGGAGGAACACCCUGAUGACCAUUGGCGUGGUUACAAUUUUUCUUGCCUUUCUUGGAGGAUAUGGUGCCAAGUCAGAGAAUAAGUGUAUGCUCUUUUCUUUUUUCACAGGUUUAUUCAGCAACUUUCUUCUUCUGCUGCUGCUCACGGUCGCCGUCGUGGUGUUAAGACCUCAGAUUUUCAGCACUAUCAGAGGUCAGUUUGGCAGCCAUCUGUUACCUGAUGAAGAGAACAGCGACUUUGCGGACAUUGUGCAGAGUCAGUUAAAAUGCUGUGGUAUGGACAAUGGUUAUAAAGACUGGGGAGAGUCAAUUCCAGUUUCUUGCAGAUGUCCCGUGAUAAACGAUCCCUCGCAGUGCAUCAGUGUGGGAUACCAGUCAGUGUACAAACAGUCUUGCAGCAUUCCUUUAUUUGAAGUGAUUGGUAAAGCUUCAUUUAUCAUUUUUGGAUUCACUGUGGGAUUCUCAGUUAUUGCGUUGAUCGGAAUGGUGCUCUCCAUCACCCUGCUGUGGCAACUUCACAGGCAAACCUCCACUAUUCAGCUGGACCCACCCAAAUAUUCUGAAAUUGCAUCAAUUCCUGAUUACAAAAUGAAUCUGCUUCCCUUUCCGGAUAUGCGAUACAGUCCUUAAAUUAUUUCUCUUGCCUUGAUGGACAUAAAUUGACUGGCAGUGACUUUUGUUUUAAUAAAUUUGUGCUUUUUAGACAUUCUUA
Messenger RNA from Polypterus senegalus (gray bichir), 930 nucleotides. Its product is annotated as tetraspanin-8-like. The transcript is spliced from 8 exons. Gene Ontology annotation, cellular component: membrane. The coding region runs from base 81 to 848 and encodes 255 amino acids. Lineage: Eukaryota; Metazoa; Chordata; Cladistia; Polypteriformes; Polypteridae. The record is from RefSeq and is a predicted model, not a curated record.